Megalobrama amblycephala (Wuchang bream) is the source of this 2044-nucleotide messenger RNA. RefSeq names its product limb and CNS expressed 1 (gene lix1). The coding region runs from base 646 to 1494 and encodes 282 amino acids. Lineage: Eukaryota; Metazoa; Chordata; Actinopteri; Cypriniformes; Xenocyprididae. Gene Ontology annotation, biological process: autophagosome maturation. The transcript has 7 exons. Gene Ontology annotation, cellular component: cytoplasm. The record is from RefSeq and is a predicted model, not a curated record.
GCUAUUUAAGUGGUCAAUAAAACAGUCAGAAGUUGUCUGCUGUCCAUCUUGGAUGUUUCUUCAGUGAGUUGGGCACUGCAUAUGUAAAGCGUGUUGUGAAGGAAGGCAGAGGCAUGCUGUGAAUGAAUGGAGAAAGGGGGCUGCAUUCCUGGGCCAGGGCUUAGUCGACUCAGUCGAGUGGGAGUGCGCAACAGGCUGUGAGAGUGUGUAUGUGGUGAGAGUGUGUGUGAAUAUAAGGGAGUGCAGAGCAACAACCAACCUCACAGCUAAUUAGUUCAACCCUUGACAAAAGGUGGGCCAGCCACUGAAGAGAACUCCUGGGGGCUGGCGUAAUAGGGCUCCACAGACUGCUCUGGAGACUAGAGAGCAGAAGGCUAAUAGGGGACCUCCUCAUGUUCACCCUUUCUGGAGCUUAACUGAUGUUUUUAACUUCUCCAGAGCAUGUGAGAGCUGGAGACGGAGAAGGAGGAUUGCUGUAGGACGUGUGGGACUAGUAGUUGGAAAUCAUGUCUGGACCAGAUUCUGAUGAUGACAGAACCUUCAAAGACUGAAAAUGAUUCCAUGUGCUGAUGCUGGACAGCCGUCUGAUGUUACAGUGGAUGUUGGUAUGAAUGGAAAGAUAGACAUGGAGUGAAUGUUGUGGGAAUGCUUCACAAGUUUUGGGAGCAGAAACAAGUGAAAGGUGUGAUGAUGGAGACAGAGAAUCUGGUAGUCUAUGAGUCCAUUCCCUCACCCAGCCCUCCCUACAUAUGCUACGUCACCUUACCAGGUGGCAGCUGCUUUGGAAAUUUUAAGUACUGCUACAGUAAAGCAGAGGCCAGACGUGAUGCAGCUCGUAUCGCUCUGAUGAACUCCACAUUUAACGAGUUGCCCUGUCGCCGCAUCACUCCUGAGUUCAUAUCACACAGCGUGAAAGAGGCCGUCAGCACCACCAGCGGUAACAUUUCAGAUGCAUCUGACCCCGGUACCAGUAUAGGAGCAUACUGCCUUAUGCUGGAGCUGAACACUGGGAGAACCAUGCUGGAAUUUCAGGAAAUAAUGACUGUUUUUCAACUAUUGCACUGGAAUGGCACUCUGAAGGCUUUUCGGGAUAUGAGAUGUAGCCGUCAGGACGUUAUCCACUACUACUCACAGCAGCAUCUGGACGAGCGUACGCGCAGCCACAUGGCGCUGGACUGGUUACAGAAGGAGCAGCAAUCCCCCGGCCUGCUCUCUCAAGAGCUGCAGCUGGCCGUGAAGGAGCUGGGGGAGGCCCGGAGAACCGGCAGGGAACUCCGCUUCUACAAGGAGAAAAAAGAAAUCCUGAGCUUAGCUCUCAGUCACGCUAAUGCUGAGGAUCUGGAGGGCUACCACAGUGAGGAGAUGUCCUGGAGAGAAGAAACUGAAUUUGAGUACUACGCUCAAGAGGGAGUCUGUCUGGAGGAGAGUAUGACUGACCCUUCAGAGCACGGUCAGUUUCACUCUCAGGGGAGUGAUGGAGAAUCAGUGGAGUGAGCUGUGAGAGAUGAAAUGUAUAUACUGUACAUUUGUACUUUUUUACAAUUUUUUAAAAAUAGCAAGUGCUUCAUGUGAUAUCAAUAUAAUUUUUUUUUAUGCUUCUUCAUUAACAUAAGAUGUUUUAGUCCAUAUUCUUUAUUUCCAUUACAUUUUAACACAAAAAGGCCAGUAUUAAAGAUGUUCUGUACAUGUAAUAAACUAACAAACAUGCUGGUGUUAGUUUUACAGAUGUAUAGAGACUAAAACGAUCUGCUAUAAAAGGUGUUGUGGCACGAGGACAUUUGCAUUGUCGUUAUUUUAUUAUUCUGCUAGUCUGCCAGUAGAGGACGCUGUUUCUGUACUUUUGUAAUGAAGUGUCGUGUUCCUUAAUUGAACAGGACAAAGCGCUAACAGCACUGUCAUUAUUCAUUACCCGCCCUUGACUGGAACUGUGAUUAGCUCAUUUUUUGUUCCAAACAAAUACACACACCUAAUCAGCUUCUAUUGAACAUUUGUUAAUUAAAAUUAGUCCUUUGUAGAAGCAAUUGUGAAUAAAUGUUUGAACAGA